This is a messenger RNA of Linum trigynum, 264 nucleotides long. The record is from the annotation of a GenBank genome assembly. NCBI's taxonomy places the organism in Eukaryota, Viridiplantae, Streptophyta, Magnoliopsida, Malpighiales, Linaceae.
AUGAUGGGGCCAUUAUUCCCGAGGCUCCAUGUGAAUGAUACAGAGAAAGGGGAGCCGAGAGCGCCUCCAAGGAACAAGAUGGCCCUUUAUGAGCAGCUAAGCAUUCCAUCUCAAAGGUUUAAUUUUGGGGUUUUGCCUCGUAAUCCAAGUAACUUGGCUCCUGCCGGGUCUUCCAGCCAGGCGAGUAGGCUUAAAAGGACUUUAUCCUCGCCACCAACUCUAGCCGAUCAACUGCCUUCUUUCCAGCCCAGUGCUGGAACUUGA